AUGUCUUCUGCUGAAGCAAACACAGUAGAACAAUUGAAAGCCGCAGCUAAUGACUUGUACCUCAAGGGCGACUACGAAGCUGCCCAUCUGACGUACUCACAGGCCAUAGAGGAAGAUUCAACUAACCCAACUUUGUUUGCAAACCGGGCGCAGACAGACCUUGCGAUGAAGAAGUUUGUUGUCCUUUUUCUACAACACGCACAGAAGGCUGUAGAUUUAGACCCGAAGUUCUGCAAGGCUUGGGGCCGUCUGGCGACUGCUCAACACGCGCUUGCGCAAUAUUCAGCAAGUAUAGACGCAUGGCAGAAGGCUCUCUUAUCUCUUCCACCGGUGCCUGGGGAGGCGAAGCUCAGAUCACAGUUCGAAUCAGGUCUUCGAGCAGCACAGAUUGAGCAGGAAAGUGUCAAGAAACAAUAUGUGCCCACCGAUGGUGUGGUAGAGAGCAAGGAUCUACCUUGGAACAGGGCCUUGGCCAUGAAGGACGCGCUUCUCAAAGACAAAGGGGACUCUAUGAACAGUAGCGCUUGGAUUAUCAUGGCUGCCUACAAGGACUUCUCUGAAGGGGUCAAACUAAUGAACGAAGGGGAUAUCGACGUUGGCCGGAAGGGCAAGCUAUCAGCUCUCACUCUGCUAUCAAAUGGUAUUCUACGUGAUUCGCGAGUGUUUCAUAUGAAUUUGCCGGAUUGGGUUGAGAAGUACAAUCGGCGAGCCAUUUUUGAGAACAAGCUGUACAAUGCGUGGCUCGACGGCGGUGUGACAGCAGUCCAAGAAGAGGCUAUGGUGCGCCUGCAGGCCAAGGGAUGGGAUGAUGUCAGGGCCGCUCUCUCUGUGACGGUGCGCGGCUGGAUCGUGGUAGGUCUGAUCGCCAGCAAUGAUGGGCCCGAAAAUGGUAGCGCCGCGAUGGAGUGUUUCAGCCAGGCCAUAGGUGUCUUACAGUGGGGCAGGAAUAUGUGGCAGAGGGUACCAAGGGAACAAAGGGGGGAGAUAUUCGAUAGUGCCUUCUUGAGGGGUGUGAAGCGAUUGUUUCUGUCAGCUUUUGUGAAGGCGUAUACAAAUAGUCUUGGCCCUGACUCGGAUUAUGACCUUGACGAUCUAUACGAAAUGACCCGAGACUAUAUCAAGGAAGUGCAGGCGGACCCUCCAAAGUUCAUACGUGAUGAAAUGGACCCUGGCUUCCUGUCGUCCUUCUGGUUGUAUCCUCAAGCGGAGGGCUUUUCGAUUUUGGGCUUCGUGCAUAUGCGCAAGGGUCUCGAUGCCUUGGAACGUAAGGACGAUAAGGCGGCAGAAGAAUUUACGCAAGCAGCAAAAUGGUACAGCCAAGCAGGACAGUCAUAUCCGCAGGACGACGAGAAGCAUGUCUUUUUCCUCGCAAUCGCAAUGGAAGCCCUCUGGCGUCGUGGCACCGACCUUGGACAACUGCUUCCACUCUGCAAAGUCAUCCGAGAAGGCAUACCCGAGAUGAAAAGAAUCUGGGAAUAUUCGCCGAUGGCGGAGGAGAGGAACAGAAUUGUGCAAGAAAUUUUGGAUUUUGAAGAUGAGUAUCGUUCAAAGCUGAAGCGAGGUGAAUGCACGCUCAAAGAUGUCGUUUGUCCGGUGUCGUUCCAAAGUGUCUCCAGCUAA
Heterobasidion irregulare TC 32-1 is the source of this 1620-nucleotide messenger RNA. RefSeq lists its product as uncharacterized. Gene Ontology annotation, cellular component: membrane; TRC complex. Gene Ontology annotation, molecular function: molecular adaptor activity; protein binding. The coding region runs from base 1 to 1620 and encodes 539 amino acids. The record is from RefSeq and is a predicted model, not a curated record. The transcript has 13 exons. Gene Ontology annotation, biological process: post-translational protein targeting to endoplasmic reticulum membrane. NCBI's taxonomy places the organism in Eukaryota, Fungi, Basidiomycota, Agaricomycetes, Russulales, Bondarzewiaceae.